Gekko japonicus is the source of this 2282-nucleotide messenger RNA. It is a transcript of the gene VIT, whose product is annotated as vitrin. Gene Ontology annotation, cellular component: interstitial matrix. Lineage: Eukaryota; Metazoa; Chordata; Lepidosauria; Squamata; Gekkonidae. Gene Ontology annotation, biological process: positive regulation of cell-substrate adhesion; extracellular matrix organization. The transcript is spliced from 18 exons. The record is from RefSeq and is a predicted model, not a curated record. The coding region runs from base 33 to 2207 and encodes 724 amino acids.
GUGAACUUUAUUAAAGCUCCUGGACUCUCAUCAUGAAGGUUAUUGCAGCGGCCCUUGCCUUGCUCCUGACUUGUACACUUGCAACUAAAGAAGUGGCAAAGAAGAACAAAAAGUCUAAAUUAUAUGUUCCUCAGAUUGAAUGUGAUAUCAAAGCUGCGAAAAUCAUCAAUCCAGAAUUCAUUGCCAAGUGCCCUUCUGGAUGCCUGGACACCAAAUACCGAGUCUAUGGCACAGACAUCUAUGCUUCUUUCUCCAGUGUGUGUGGUGCUGCUAUUCACAGCGGUAUAAUUGACAAAUCUGGAGGGAAAAUUCUUGUUCAGAAAGUUGCUGGACAAUCCGGCUACAAGGGUAGUUACUCCAAUGGAAUCCAAUCACUGUCUUUGCCACGAUGGAGGGAGUCUUUCAUUGUUUCAGAAGGCAAACCCAAAAAAGGUGUGCAAUAUCCAUCAACUCUUGAGUAUUCAUCUGUCAAAAGCCCCUCAGUUAAAGGAGGAACUUCACUGCGCAGAGAAUAUCUGACAACUGCAGCACCAUUACCAGGUACCAAAAUAGUCACCUCCUUGCCAAAGCCCACCAUCAUGACAACAGAAUUUGUCAGCACAGUUCCAAAGCCAACAGCAGUCCCAACUACCAUCCCCACCACACUCACCACCAAAGCAAUGACCGUGGCAACCGCGAAGCCUCAGCAUGCAACGCACAAAGUCAGAGAUAUAGGUUCCAGCCACAUCCAUCCGGCUUACUCAUCAGUGGCAGCUGUAGCAUCAAGGCAGGUUCAGGCAGUACAAGGGAGGAGCCAGAAUCAAGCAUUCAGAAGCACUUCCAGCUAUGCAAGUAACAGAAAUAUCCCUCGCGCUAAUGCAGGUAUUCAGCGCCAAGAACCAAUUGCUUCAUUCAGGAAGCCUGCCAGUUCUCCUGCCAAUCUGGCUAUGGAAACAGACUUAUGGAAAUCUGGAUCAAGCAUUUUUGAAACAGAUUUCAGUUCCAAAGAAGACUUGGUCCCAAAACCUUUGGAGCCAGUUUCCCAGGGAAAUCCAAAUUGCAAAGUCGAUUUAUCAUUCUUGAUAGAUGGGAGCUGGAGUAUUGGGAAACGCCGCUUUCAGAUCCAAAAACAAUUCCUCAAAGACGUAGCUCAAGCCCUGGAUGUUGGUAUAGCUGGUCCUCUCAUGGGCAUCAUUCAAUAUGGUGAUGACCCAUCUACUGAAUUUAAUUUGAAGACCUAUUCAAAUUCUAAGGAUUUGAAAAACGCUAUUGAGAAAAUAUUACAGAAAGGAGGAUUAUCCAAUGUCGGGAGAGCACUUUCCUUUGUCAACAAGAACUUCUUUGAUGAUUCCAAUGGGAACAGAGGUGGUGCACCCAACGUGGCCAUAGUGAUGGUGGAUGGAUGGCCCACGGAUAAGGUGGAAGAGGCCUCAAGGCUGGCAAGGGAAUCUGGCAUUAACAUUUUCUUUGUCACCAUUGAAGGACCAGAUGAAAAUGAAAAGCAGAAUGUUAUUGAACCAAAUUUUGUGGACAAGGCUGUGUGUAGAACCAAUGGCUACUAUUCAAUCAAUGUUCCCAGUUGGUUCAGUCUGCAUAAAAUAGUGCAGCCUUUAGUGAAAAGAGUCUGUGACUCCGAUCGCCUUGCGUGUAGCAAAACCUGCCUAAAUUCAGCAGACAUUGGGUUUAUCAUUGAUGGGUCCAGCAGUGUGGGCACUGGCAACUUCCGCACGAUCCUCCAGUUUGUAGCCAACAUAAGCAAAGAAUUUGAGAUUUCUGAUACAGAUACACGCAUUGGCGCAGUGCAGUACACAUAUGAGCAGAGGCUGGAGUUCAGCUUUGAUAAGUACCACACUAAACAAGAUGUCCUGAAUGCCAUCAAAAGAAUCAAUUAUUGGAGCGGUGGGACCAGCACUGGAGCAGCCAUCAACUAUGCCUUUGAACAGCUCUUCAGCAAGUCCAAACCUAACAAAAGGAAGAUAAUGAUCCUGAUUACAGAUGGCAGAUCUUAUGAUGAUGUCCGGGGGCCAGCAACAGCUGCUCACCACAAUGGAGUCAUUGCCUAUUCAAUAGGAAUUGCAUGGGCUGCCCAAGAUGAGCUAGAAGCAAUUGCAACCGACCCUGAUAGACAGCACUCAUUCUUUGUGGAUGAAUUUGAUAGCCUUUACAGAUUUGUUCCGAGGAUCAUCCAGAAUAUUUGUACAGAGUUUAAUUCACAGCCACGAAACUGAGCAGAACAGCAUGUUCUAUUGCAUGCCAUGUCCAUUACUAUCGCACAAGAGUCAUCACACACAGAAUGCAGCACA